UGAGAGCAUGCGUGUUGUUUGUUUUGCAUUUGUCAAAAAUGUCAAAACGAAAAUUCAACGAAGGCGAUUUUUCGCAAAAUAAGCGGCGCCAGGUGAAGUUUAACGCAAAAAAACAUUCCUUGGAUUCGGACGAAGAGGACGAUUACGAUGAGACCGCUGAAGAGCUCAACGCCGACGACAUCGAGGGCGAAGAGGAGGGAAUUUCGCGUCAGGUUGAAGGGGUCCGGAUGACCGCCUUCAACAUGAAAGAGGAGAUGGAAGAAGGGCAUUUCGACAAAGAGGGCCACUUUAUUUGGAACAACGAGAAGGAAAUACGGGAUAAUUGGUUGGACAACAUCGACUGGCAUAAAGUCAACAGUGACGAUAAGUACCAGUUGGACCCCAACGAGAAAGGCUUGGGGGCCGAGAGUGAUUCUGAGUCGGAAGCUGAGGAUUUCGAUGAGGUCGGUUUGUACAAAAAGAUGCUCAACUACAUGAAACCCAAAGAAACGGUCAACAAGUGUUUGAGGCGGUUAGGGGGCGAUUUGAAGUUGUCCAGUGUCGAGAGACUGAAGCGCAAGAAGGCAGGGACUUUGAAUUCGAAUCAGGAUGUGGCGGACAUGACCGAGAUCGCGAAUAGUAUAUUAACGAAGACGGGGAACAUGAACGUAUACCAGGAGACUUUUGAAGAAAUUACCAAAAAAAUUGACGACCGAACGAAACCGAAAAACAGUGAGCCUGUUCUGGACAUGUAUGCUGACGACUUCGGCGACAAGGAGAAGGAGAAGAUGGAGACGGCGUCAGUGUCAGGUAAACCAGAGCAGUUAAUGUGGGAAUUUAAGUGGGACCAAGACAAGGACCAAGUCGAGGGUCCGUACGACACCUCACAAAUGUUAAAGUGGUCCAAAGAAGGGUACUUCAAGACGGGAGUGUGGGUGCGUAAGUGUGGCGAACAAUCCAACUUUUACACCUCGAACCGGAUAGACUUCGAGCUGUAUGACUAACAGUGUUAUAAAAAUUUUAUUAUCAAUAUACAUAAAAAGUCAAGCAA
Molecule: messenger RNA, 1030 nt
Organism: Tribolium castaneum (red flour beetle)
Lineage: Eukaryota; Metazoa; Arthropoda; Insecta; Coleoptera; Tenebrionidae
Gene: holn1
Product: hole-in-one
Exons: 1
Coding region: 39-983 (314 amino acids)
Cellular component (GO): U5 snRNP
Molecular function (GO): protein binding
Source: RefSeq, a predicted model, not a curated record